AUGAAGAACGAAGACAUCACGUUACUGAAAAACAUAAUAGGGAAGCAAAUUUGUCCUCUAAUUAAUACUGCCGAAGAAAUGACAUUUGAGAAACAUAUUAACACUGGUUGCGUAUCAGUUGACAAAUUAUUAAACGGUGGAUUACGGGUUGGGACUUUAACUGAAGUUUAUGGUGAAAGUGGCUCUGGGAAAACUCAAUUAGCGUUGCAAAUCGCGGCACAAUGUGGAAGUAAAGGAAGUGUUUAUAUAUGCACUGAAAGUGUAUUUCCUGUCAAAAGAUUUAAUCAAAUAUGUGAUUAUAUUCAACGCGAUUCUUGUAAGAACAUCAAUAAGGAACACACAUUUAUAGAACAUGUAACGGAGGGCGAAGAUUUGUUAUCCUGCAUUCGCGUACGAUUGCCAAAAUUGUUGAAACAGAAGAAAAUAAGUGUCAUCAUUAUUGACUCUAUAGCUUCUCCCUUUCGUAUUGAUGUUUCAAAUUAUGUUCAACGAGCAGAGGAGUUAAGGGAGUUGGGAAUAUCGCUAUUAAACCUGGCACAAAACUUCAACCUCGCUAUACUAUGCCUAAACCAAGUUACGUCAUCAUUCGAAAAACCUGAUAAUAUACUACCUUCUUUAGGACUUUCUUGGUCUAACAUGGUCUCCUACAGAUUAUUGCUACGACGAUCGUCAUGUUUAAUUAAUAUAGACAAUAUUGAAAGCCAAAUUCGCGAAUUGAUUGUAAUGUUUAGCCCCGAUUUAGACAAUAAAAUGUGUAAAUUUGCAAUAGACACUACAGGAUUAAAGUCUUUGCCAGCCUAA
Messenger RNA from Leptosia nina, 801 nucleotides. The record is from the annotation of a GenBank genome assembly. Lineage: Eukaryota; Metazoa; Arthropoda; Insecta; Lepidoptera; Pieridae.